AUGCCAGAAACCUCGCCAACCCAUCAACCACCCCAAGCAUCAAAACCAAACAAAACGACCUCUCCCCCGGAUACCCACCCAGUCGACGUCCCCCCCAACGGCGGCUACGGCUGGAUCUGCGUCGCCGCCGUCGCAACCAUAAACGGCCACACCUGGGGCUUAAACUCCGCCUACGCCGUCUUCCUCGCGCACUACCUCUCUACCUCCACUUUCCCGGGCGCAACACCCCUCCAAUACGCCUUCAUCGGCGGCCUCUCCAUCUCCCAAGCCCUCAUCGUCUCGCCCGUAGCCACAUACACAACCCGGCGCUUCGGCACGCGAACCACCCUUUUCAUCGGCGUGUUCUUCGAAACCGUGUCCUUCAUCGGCGCGUCCUUUGCAUCGUCUAUCUGGCACCUUUUCCUGUCCCAAGGCGUCAGCUUCGACCACACCCUCUUCCGCAAACCCCAAUUCAUCGGCCUCCUCGCCUUCGGCGUCCUAAGCAUGCUCGGCUACAUAGUCCUCCUCUUCUCCCUCCCCUCCUACGCCCGCACAAUCGGCCUAACCGCCAACCAAGGCAGCAUCAUCGGCGCCGUCUUCAACCUCGGGCAAGCCCUCGGCCGGCCCCCCAUAGGCUACUUCUCCGACUCCAUAGGCCGGUUAAACAUGGCUGGCAGCAUGACAUUCCUCGUCGGAGUCUUCUGUCUGCUAAUCUGGAUCUUCGCGAAGAGCUUUGGUGUUCUGGUUUUCUUUAGUUUGGUCGGUGGAUGUGUGGCGGGCACGUUUUGGGCGACGGCUGCGCCGGUUACGACGGAGGUUAUGGGGUUGAGGGAUUUGCCGAGUGCGUUGAGUAUUACUUGGUUGGUGCUUGUGCUGCCUACUACUUUCUCCGAACCCAUCGGCCUCGAGAUCGUCGCGUUCAACGGAGGGAGCUAUACCGGUGCCAUCCUCUUCACGGGGUGGAUGUACAUCGGCGCUGCGGUUUGUCUGUGGAUGGUGAGGACGUGGAAGAUUGGCGAGGAUGAAGAGAAUGCUGCGGCGGCUGCGAAGGGGGGCGUUGAUCCCACAGUGGCUGAGGCGGAGAGCUUUCAACGGAGUCCGUUUGUGAAGAGGAUGUUUAUGGUUAGAAAGGUUUGA
Messenger RNA from Alternaria infectoria, 1116 nucleotides. RefSeq lists its product as uncharacterized. Gene Ontology annotation, biological process: transmembrane transport. Gene Ontology annotation, molecular function: transmembrane transporter activity. The record is from RefSeq and is a predicted model, not a curated record. NCBI's taxonomy places the organism in Eukaryota, Fungi, Ascomycota, Dothideomycetes, Pleosporales, Pleosporaceae. The transcript has 3 exons. The coding region runs from base 1 to 1116 and encodes 371 amino acids.